Messenger RNA from Xyrauchen texanus (razorback sucker), 3912 nucleotides. RefSeq names its product zinc finger protein ZIC 2-like. Gene Ontology annotation, biological process: central nervous system development; regulation of transcription by RNA polymerase II. The coding region runs from base 1771 to 3108 and encodes 445 amino acids. The transcript has 3 exons. Gene Ontology annotation, cellular component: nucleus. Gene Ontology annotation, molecular function: DNA-binding transcription factor activity, RNA polymerase II-specific; RNA polymerase II cis-regulatory region sequence-specific DNA binding. The record is from RefSeq and is a predicted model, not a curated record. Lineage: Eukaryota; Metazoa; Chordata; Actinopteri; Cypriniformes; Catostomidae.
GUAUUUGUAGAAAAGAGAGUUCUGAAAAAAACAGUUCAUGAAGUGGCUUGGCUUGCAAUACUUAAAAUAACCCACUAAUAAUUACAUCAUGGGUUUGGAUAAGAGUCGGACCAUUUCAUUAUUGUUAUGUGUACACCGUAGGUGGUGUAAAAAUAACUCGCAUUUACGAUUUUCCCGUAAUCACAAAAUAGGCCCACCAGUGCAUUUUAUUUUUACAUUCGGAUUUAUUCCUUUGGGAAGACUGAACUCUUAGUCCAUGACGUCACGGUUUUAUUAAAGGUGUAUCAGAUUGUGCUUGUUUAACAAGAAAAUGCAUCAUAUCAAGCCAUUAGAUAUUAAAAUGGCAUUGUGUUGGGCUGUUGGCAAUUUGUAUCUGUGAUCUUGGCAUUAUUCUGAGCGAGAGUAUGUUAAGAAAAGUAUUUUAUGGCUAAAUAAAACACAGUAGCGUGCUAUUGUUGGAUAUAGUGUAUAGUUGUGUGUUGGUGUAAAGGAAAUAAACAAUUAAAGAGGAUAUGUAACAGGAGUUUAGUGUUAGCUAACAAACAUUGCAUUUUCUAAUACAAUAACUCUUAUUGUAAUGAUGAUAAUGAUGUUUUGGCGAUAACGUAGGCUACUACCCGCACUUCUCCUUUCUUGUUUUGCCCCAAAAUCAAUGUCAUUUUAAUUGAUCCCUUGGUGCCACAAAUCUCAGUCUUAUGUUUUGUUAAUACAUGCAUUCACAUUUAAUAAAUAUUUUUUUUAUAUGUCAGAUCCGCACCCAGGGAUAUUCAACAUUAUUUACUGUUCACCUUCAUUCUGAUGCUGACUGACUACAACAAACAAACAUGAUGCAAACUGGUGUUUUAGUUCUACAUUUGGAAAUAGUCCCGUGCAGAGUAGGGAUGGGCACCUCGAAUGAGGUUUACGAGUUUGCAUUUCAUUCACGUUUGCGCUGACAGUUUGUUGGAUUACACUUUGCGAGAGUAAUUAAUUGGAUUUUCCUAUAACCCUAUAUCCCCUCACAUUUUGUAAGCGUUAAUUAUGAUCAAACUGCGUUCCAUUGUUUCGCCAGUUUUUACAGAUCAACUAAAGAAUUAUGGGUUAAGCAUACUUUCCUGAAGCCGUUUGGCAAUUGAUUUACAUUUUUUAACGGUCUGGUUAAAGGCGAGUAUUUUUGCUUUUCCUCUACCUAUUCCACGAAAAGCCUCUCCGAAAAAGAAGGCGGUAAAUGUCAGUGGAAGAUGGCGAUCAGCGAUUAGUUGCCAAAUGAAUGCGUUCGAUUGGAGGGGCGCCUGGGAUUGAUGAGGAGAGUUGGCCAAUGAGAGCGCGUCAAAUGAAUGCCCGGGCUCCAGUUAAAGGGGGCGUAAGAGGAGGUAGUGCCAGUCCACUGAGAAAGAGGGACCCUCCGUGAUAAACAUAGACAAGCGAAAGAAAUAAACAUUCCAAUUCGAGAUGCUUCAAGAACAAGGAAGACUUAGUAAGAUAAUUACUCUUAUAUUCGUGUAAUUUGAAAACAACGACAUCGAUUCAGUUUGCAAGGAAAAGCGAAAAGGAAUCUCCUCAUUUCGUUGCAUUUGGGAUUUUGAGUAACAAGUUAUCCACAAGAAAAAUAUAGACUAACUCAAUGCGAAAAUCUUUUUUUUUUUUUUUUCUCCAGUGAGCGGAUCGAACUUCAUCGCCUCAUGUCGUGUUAUCAAAUCUGGAAGUUAAUAUUAUCGUAGUGCUUUCGAUUAUAUUGUGUGCUUUAUUGAAGCGCCUUGCGUAAGAGAAUUGGUUUGAGUUAACGAAAGAAUGUUAUUGGACGCUGGGCACCAGUUCCCUGGUUUGGGAGUGGGGACCUUUGCCAGGCAUCACCACUCAUCCAGUGAGAUGCAGGACAGAGAUUUGAGUUUAGCGCAGAACAGCUUCGUCGACUCGGCUCACAUGGGCGCCUUCAAACUGAACCACGAUCUCUCUCCCGGACAGAGUUCUGCAUUCACGAGCCAAGCGCCCAGUUACCCCGCAGCAGCUUUAGGCGCGCAUGCAGCUCAUGUCACAUCAUACGCGAGCUCGCCAUUUAACUCCACGCGGGACUUUCUCUUUCGCAGCCGUGGAUUCGGGGAAUCAUCACCGGCGGGCGGGCAGCAUGCGCUUUUCGGCCCCACGACCGGCUCCCUGCAUCACUCCCAUACAGACAGCCAAGGCCACAUCCUGUUUCCUGGCAUUCACGACCAGCAUGGAUCUCACGGCUCCCCAAACGUUCUCAAUGGGCAAAUGCGACUCGGACUACCUGGGGAGGUUUUCGGGCGAUCGGAUCAGUACCACCAGGUCUCCAGCCCGAGGACCGACCCCUACUCAGCCGCCCAGCUGCACAACCAGUACGGCUCCAUGAAUAUGAACAUGAAUAUGAAUAUGGCAGCGCAUCACCAUCACCCCGGUGCCUUCUUUCGAUACAUGCGGCAGCAGUGCAUCAAGCAAGAGCUCAUAUGUAAGUGGAUCGAUCCGGAGCAGCUCAGCAAUCCCAAGAAAAGUUGUAAUAAAACUUUCAGCACCAUGCACGAGCUGGUCACCCAUGUAUCGGUCGAGCACGUUGGAGGACCCGAACAGAGCAACCACGUCUGCUUUUGGGAAGAGUGUCCCCGGGAAAGCAAACCAUUUAAAGCCAAAUAUAAACUGGUCAAUCAUAUUCGCGUGCAUACGGGAGAAAAACCUUUCCCGUGCCCCUUCCCUGGAUGUGGCAAAGUCUUCGCAAGAUCGGAAAAUCUGAAGAUCCACAAGCGAACACACACAGGGGAGAAACCAUUUCAGUGUGAGUUUGAAGGAUGUGAUCGGCGCUUUGCGAACAGCAGUGACCGAAAGAAACACAUGCACGUUCACACGUCAGACAAACCGUAUCUGUGCAAAAUGUGUGACAAGUCCUACACUCACCCCAGCUCUCUUCGAAAGCAUAUGAAGGUUCAUGAGUCGUCUCCAUCUGCAUCUGACUCGUCGCCAGCGGCAAGUUCUGGUUAUGAGUCCUCAACACCCCCUGGUCUGGUGUCCCCCUCCACUGAGACCCAAAGCAACCACAAUCUGUCGCCCUCCUCAACGGUGCACAGUUCCAACAACCACAGCAGUUUAUCGUCCAAUUUCAGUGAAUGGUAUGUUUAAGACUGUCCCAGGAGGAACCAUUUCAGAAAAACAGGAGAUCCAUACAGCUUGUACAAAACGAACGCUCCUAUAUUGUGCGGUUUGUCCAGCAGGAUUUAAUAUUCCCACAUCAACAGAAGAGACGUGCGCAAAAGCACUAAACGGCCUCUUUAUUUUCUUUCUUUUUCAUUUUCUUUUGUACAUACUAGUACUACGCGCGCUCUUUCCCAGUGGUUGUAAUAGAUUAUGUCGGGUUUUGGUGUAUAGAUGUUCCUUCAAUGGUAGCUAUUUCUCUAACUGGACUUUUUAGUGCACAUAUUCCCAUAAAGUUGUAUUAUCAUAAUGAAUAUUGUCAUCCCAUUAAGGCAAACUGAUUGUAACUAAACAUCUAUUAACUGGAAAGAGUGCCAAAGUCAACAUUUAACGAAGACAGACACAAUAUUUGCUUGUGAAUGUAAAUCUUAGUUUGCUGGGAUUAACUUGUGAUGUUUUGUGCUUUGCAAGUUUGAAUUGUGAUAUAUUUGGGAGAUUGUGGGGCAAAUUAAUGUCGUGCCGUUAAAUAUCUGUAACUACACCCUCUUUUUUGUAAAUAUCGACUGCAAUAUUUAUCCAUUUGUAAUUAAAUUAUGGCAUUUACUUGCUACAGAUGAAACGAUAUUUAUAAAGAAUGUUUCUUUACUAUACAUAUGUACAAUAAUGUGCUGAACAAGGCCAGUUGGUUUUGUUAUAUGUGUUUUUGUUCAAAGUUUAAGAAGUGUUUUCUCCAUUAUUGUGAUAAGAAUUUUACUGCAUACAGAUAUAAUAAAAUGUGGUGCAAGUGUACAA